AUGCAAGAACAGCAAAAUAAAUUCUUGAUUGAUGCGGAUAUCGGGGAUGACGAUGUCACAUUACCUAGUUUACCAGCCGUCAAUGUGCCUAUUAUUGAAAAUAAUGUAGAAACACCUAAAACGGAACCUAUUCAAACUGAGAGCCAAGAUGCACAGAUUGAAUCGGCAGAUGAAAAAUCUAAAGGUGGCUUUUUUAGCCGCAUGAAAGAAGGUUUGACCAAAUCGCGUAAAAGCCUUGCCGAUGGUAUGGUCAAUAUUCUGAUUGGUGGUAAAGAAAUUGAUGAUGAGUUGCUCGAAGAAGUAGAAGAGCAACUUUUGGUUGCUGAUAUCGGGGUAGAGGCGACUAAAACCAUUAUUGCGAAUUUGACUGAGCGUACAGAACGUGGUGAUUUGAUUUACUCACAUUCAUUGUAUAAAGCGCUACAAGAAGAGCUGGUUGCUUUACUUGCACCUCGGCCAAACGUUUACAAGGUGAAGGUAAGAAAGUCAUGCUUGCAGCAGGAGAUACCUUCCGUGCAGCGGCAACUGAACAACUUCAAAUCUGGGGUGAACGUAACAAUAUUGCUGUCGUGGCUCAAGGUCAUGGUGCAGAUAGUGCUUCAGUCAUUUUUGAUGCCUUUGAAAGUGCACGUGCCAAAGACGGUUCAACCUCGACUUUGGCGAAAGAAUCACAAUUUGUCGGUUUUAAUGGCGACGAAUCUGCACCCGUUGAAAUUCCCAGUGGGUAAAACUGAUGCGGCUGGUGUUAAAGAUCUUGUUUUAGAAGCUGCUGUUACCACGAUUCAAGAUUUGGAAGACUCGAUUGCUGCUGUAGAUGCAGAAGAGAAAGUAGAAGGCUACCGUAACUGGUUAGGUCUAAUGAAAGAUCGUACACAUAAGAAUUUGAUCGGUGGUGAAACAACACUUCAUGGUCGUUCAUUGAUGCUUCUUCGUAACGUUGGUCAUUUAAUGACGAACCCUGCGAUCCUUGUAGAUGGUGCUGAAAUCUACGAAGGUGAUGAAAUUCAUACCUUUAUGGAAGCAGGUCCUUUCGUUCGUAAAGGCGAAGUGAAAAGCCAAAUUUGGUUCCCAGCUUAUGAAAACCGUAAUGUGAUGGUAGGUCUACAAGCAGGUUUACGUGGUAAAGCACAGAUUGGUAAAGCACGCCAACAAGAGUUAUUGAAAACUGAAGCGCUUCCGUUAGAUGACUUGUUGACACCGCCUUUAGCGACAGAUACAAACUGGACUGAAGAAGAGAAGACCAAAGAGCUUGAAAAUAACCUUCAAGGUAUCUUGGGUUAUGUUGUUCGUUGGGUUGAUUUAGGUGUGGGUUGUUCUAAAGUGCCAGACAUUAACAAUGUCGGUUUAAUGGAAGACCGUGCAACGUUACGUAUUUCUUCUCAACACGUUGCGAACUGGUUGCGUCAUGGUAUUGUGACUAAAGCGCAAGUUGAAGAAGUUAUGCAGCGUAUGGCGAAGAUUGUUGAUGAGCAAAAUGCCAACGAUCCUGAAUAUAGCAACAUGGCGCCUGGUUUUGACGGUUAUGCAUAUAAAGCUGCUUAUGAUUUAGUAUUCAAAGGUGGUGAACAGCCGUCUGUCAACUUUGGUUUAGUGCCAAAAUGGGCUGAGGAUAAAGAAGCAGCAAAACAUACUUAUAAUGCAAGAAAUGAAACGCUGAUGGAAAAGCGCAGUUUUGUCGAGGCUUUUAGCAAGUGCCAGUUUGGCGUGAUCCCCGUGACAGAGUUCUAUGAAUCCAAAUACAUCAAUGGCCGACCACAGCGUUGGGGGAUUACCCGAUUAAAAACCGGUGAAGUUGUUCGUUCAGCUACCAUGAUCAGUAUGGACGCCCACACCCAUCCGAUGAUGAGUGAAUUCCAUGAACCUCGAACAGAUAAGCGUUCGGUGGUAGUCAUUCCACAUCAUCGACUUGAUGAGUGGUUGGGUUUACAACAGCCCAAUAUUUCGAGUUUUAUUGAGGGCUUGCUGUCUAUUAUUUCGUGGCUGGUCACAUUAACCAAGCCUUUAAUCGCUUUUGGCGGGUUGUCUUUCUCAGGUCGAGACUUAAUUUUAUUAUUCGGUGGACUGUUCCUCGUCUAUAAAGCCGUCACUGAACUACAUGAAAAAAUGGAAGGCAAACCUGAGGUUAAAAGUUCAGGUGCAGUUGUUUAUGCAAGCUUCUGGGCAGUUGUGGCGCAAAUCAUCGUUUUAGACGCAGUAUUCUCUCUUGAUUCGGUGAUUACCGCGAUUGGUAUGGUCGACAAUAUCUAUGUGAUGAUGGCCGCUGUAACGAUUGCUGUGGUUGUGAUGUUGAUUGCUUCUAAACCGUUAACAGCAUUUGUCAAUAAGCAUCCGACAGUCGUGAUUCUAUGUUUAAGUUUCUUAUUGUUGAUUGGUGUGAGUUUAAUCGCUGAAGGUUUUGGUUUCCAUAUUCCGAAAGGCUAUAUUUACUCGGGUAUUGGUGUGGCAAUUUUAAUUGAAGCCUUUAACCAAUUUUCCAGCCGUAAUGUUGAAAAGCAUCAGUCGAAAACGCCGUUGCGUCAUCGUACCGCAGACUCAAUCUUAAAAUUGAUGGGAAGUAAGCUGGAUGCAGAUUUAUUACAAAGCCCUGAAGCUUUAGCUGCUCAAAAAGCCUUUGGUGAUGAAGAACGCUAUAUGGUUGGUGGUGUAUUGACACUUGCUGAACGUUCAGUUGCCUCAAUUAUGACGCCAAGAAAUCAAAUUUCGUGGAUCAAUCUUGAAGAUGAUGCGGAAAGUAUUCGUCAGCAAAUCUUGGCUGUACCACAUAGUUUAUUCCCGGUAUGUCGCGGACAAUUGGAUAAAGUGGUUACGGUUGUACGUGCUAAAGAGUUAAUUGAUGUAUUGGAUGAACCAGAGCAAUUACAAGCCUUGCUUAAACGUAGUCGUUUGAUUUCUCCGUUGGAUGUGUUUGAAGCAAUUGCGGGUGAAUUCCCAGAUGCAGAUGAACAGUUAGAGUUGAUCAAACUGAAUGAUACAACGUGGAAAGCAUCAGGUAUGCUUGACUUGUAUCAGCUUGAGCUGGAACUUGGCAUGUUGGAUCUAGUUCAAGAAGACUCAGGUUACUUUAGCGUAGCAGGUUUGAUUUUAGACAAGACUCAAGGCGAAGCAAAAGUAGGCACUCAGAUUGAACAAGAGGGCAUUUGGUUUGAAGUCAUCGAAAUGGAUGAAAAUCGGAUCAAGACGUUAAACCUGAAGCGAAAAGACUGGUUGAAACGACUUAUGAGGCAAUGGUGGCUGGGAUUCAUAUGGUCAAACCUGGUGCAACACUCGGGGAUAUUGGCCAUGCGAUCCAACAAGUUGGGCAACGUGAAGGUUAUACGAUCGUUCGUGAAUAUUGUGGUCAUGGGAUUGGGCUUAGUGCUUAAAAAGGGUAUGGUUUUUACCAUUGAACCAAUGAUUAAUGCGGGGAAAUCCAGUGUCAAAGAGCUGAAAGAUGGCUGGACUGUGGUUACUGCGGAUAAGUCAUUGUCAGCACAAUGGGAACAUAUGGUUGCUGUCACAGAUACAGGAUUUGAAUUGCUUACACCUUGGCCUGAAGGCACUGGCAACUACCCUGAGAUUUAA
Molecule: messenger RNA, 3561 nt
Organism: Oppiella nova
Lineage: Eukaryota; Metazoa; Arthropoda; Arachnida; Sarcoptiformes; Oppiidae
Source: the annotation of a GenBank genome assembly